Coccinella septempunctata (seven-spotted ladybird) is the source of this 2228-nucleotide messenger RNA. It is a transcript of the gene Rtnl1, whose product is annotated as reticulon-1-A. The record is from RefSeq and is a predicted model, not a curated record. NCBI's taxonomy places the organism in Eukaryota, Metazoa, Arthropoda, Insecta, Coleoptera, Coccinellidae. The transcript has 6 exons. Bases 281 to 1825 code for a protein of 514 amino acids.
CUCACGAUUUGCUCAUUUCAGAGCUUCAGUUAUUUGGUCGAUAGUAUUUCACUGUGCGAAACAAAGAGAAUAAAAAUAGAUAACUCCCCUACCGUACCAAGAUAACUCUGACACAAGUAGACAAGUGCAUCAGUGAACCGGCUUCUAUGUGGUGUUUUUCCUCUUUGUCUGUUCCCCUCCUGCCAAAUUUUUGACGUUUCUAGACGUCACGUUCCGGCAUUAAGAGGUUUUGUGAAAUUUUAUUUAGUUCUCUGUAUUUCGAAGAUCCUUUGGUCUCAUAAUGGAAAAUAAGAAUGAAUUCUUAGAAGCCGGCGAUGGAUUCGUGAAGGAGAGUCAUAUAGGGGCCCCCUUACAGAGGGAACACGAUUCCGUGGAUGAUUUCGAACACUUAGGCCACGAAUCCCUGGUGCAGAAAGAAAUUGACCAUAACUCCCCCACAGUGAAAAAAGAGUUAAGUGACUUGCUGAUCGGCCAUACAGGUGACCUUCAUGAAAUAAUCAAUAAAGGGGUUGAUUCUGCCCACAAGGAUGGUAUCGAAAACGUCAGUGCAGCGCAAAGUUUUUCCUCUGAAUUAGACGAAGAUUUCGGCAGAAGAGAAGGAUCUGUUAUGGAGUCGAAUUUAAUAUCAACCGUGGACGAUUUUCCAAGUUCGUAUGAAGGUAAGGAGAAAUUGGAUCAAUACCUGCAAGGUGCAGCAUUUGGCGACAUUAAAAAUUUCUUGUCCGACUCGAAAAACAACGACGUAUUAUCUCACCCAAAUAUAAAAUCUGCUACUUACGACUUCAUGGAAGCUGAAAAAGGUAUCCAAGAAACAAUUUCAUCAAAAGCUGAAGAAUUUGAGGAUAAGAGCCCCAAGCAUGGAGAUCUAUUGAAAGACAAGGUUGAAAAAGAAUCCUUCAGUUCCCUGGAAAAUUUACUUGCUGAUGACUUCAAAGAUGUGACAGAAGAUUUUGAACAACAUGUGAGUCCAUCCAAAGAUGAGAAGAAACCUAAAAAAGAACCUGAACCUGUGAGUAAAGGCCCUUCCAAUCUGGUUUCGAAUCUGGUGUUUGAGGAUGCAACCUCUGAGAAAGUAUUACCAGAAAUUCAACCAAAGGAAACAAAGGAAAAGGCUGAGAAGACUACUUUGGUCAAGGAAUCCCCUGCUCCCUCUGAAAAAUUGCAAAAACCCACCAAUGUUAUUGAGGCAGAAGUGUUCUUUUGCAAAAUGGGACUAGAUACAUGGUUCAACCCUGAAAAAUUGAAUCCUAAAGUGGAGAGCCUAAUAUACUGGAGAGAUCCCAAAAAGUCCGGACCUGUAUUCGGCGGCGUACUUUUAGUCCUUCUAGCACUCACAUACUUCUCCCUAAUUAGUGUAAUAGCGUACCUUUCGUUGUUGGGAUUGACCGGAACCAUCUCAUUCCGGGUCUACAAAAAUGUCGUUCAGGCUGUCCAGAAGACGGGAGAGGGUCAUCCUUUCAAGGAAUUUUUAGAGUUCGACCUCUCCCUGCCCCCAGAGAAAGUGAAGGAAAUUUCCGAAGUAGUCGUUGCUCACGUGAACGCUGGACUUUCAGCCCUCCGAAGGCUAUUCCUGGUUGAAGAUUUGAUCGACUCCAUCAAAUUCGGAGUCUUCAUGUGGACUCUAACAUACGUCGGUUCGUGGUUCAAUGGCAUGACCCUGGUAAUUCUUGCAUGGGUCGCUCUUUUCACACUUCCAAAGGUCUAUGAAACCAACAAAACUCAGAUUGAUGCCAACUUAGAGUUCGUUAAAUCAAAAUUAGCAGAGGUUACCUCAAAGGUAAGGGCAGCUGUUCCAUUAGGAAAGAAGGAAGAGAAGAAGGACUAAAAUAAGUUUCAUUAAAUAAUUUAUAUAUUCAUGAACAAACUUUUUUAAUUAGAUUUUUAAAGAUUGUCUUGUGAUUAAUCCACUCUGAGAAGGGAGUGAGCUUGGUAAAUGUGCAGUAACCAGCCCAAACUCUUCUUGCGGUAAGAUUGUCAACGUAUUUUCGAUUUCAGUUCCCCCUUUUCCAAGUAAUUUCCGAUUUAAAAUAGCAAACGCAGAUGAAACAACUGUACAUAAAUUUAUUUUUAUUUCUAUUGGAACUGUCCGAUAUUUGCAGCACGUGAAUAUUCAGACUGAAUAUUUAAUUCAGAUUUUAUCUAUGAUCCUAUCAAUGCAAUUGUAGUGUAUUUGUAUUGUAUUAUGAGGAAAUUUAUUUAUAGUGAUUAAACUUCGAUUUUGAGCCUUU